AUGGAACAUUUGGAGCAUCUGUCGGAAUUGUUGGAUCGAUUUUGGGAGGCAGGCUUGGUAAUAAACCUGGCUAAGAUUGAGUUCGCAAAAGCUCAAGUUAUGUCCCUGUGCCAUGUUAUUGCACAUGGACACAUGGCCCCGUGGGAUGUGAAAACAAAGGUUAUUGGGGGGUUUCCCAUACCAUUGACCAAGAGGGCAGUACUACGAUUCCUGGGAUUGAGUGUUUUCUAUCAGACAUUUGUACCAAAUUUUAGCACUGUGGUUACUCUACUGACUGACUUAUUGAAGAAUUGCAGAAAAUUUCAGCGAAUGGCAGCAUUUGGCAGCCUGAAAGCUGUGUUAACCACUGUCCCAGUGUUAGCAACACCUAAUUAUACAAAGCCAUUCAAGGUGGCUUUAGAUGUGAGUGACGUGGGUGACAGUGCUGUACUGUUGCAAGGUGAUGAGAAGAUAAAAAGACCUAUUCGACAGGUGUUCCCUCAGGGCCUGCCACAGGAUUUCACCUUUCUUGCAACGAUGCUGCUGAAAAAGAAGAAAGUGAAGGAGAAUUGGUACAUGAUCAAAAUCACUGAUCAGCAGGGCCUGACUCAGUUUUCCAUUCGAAUCGACGGAAGGGACAAAGCGGUGGAGUACAAGGCGAAAGGUCACUUCCAGGACUAUGUGCGCUGGGUGUUCAGCAGUGAAGGAGUGGCUGCUCUGUUUGAUCUUCGGUGGCACAAACUGGUGGUCAGUGUGCAGGCAAACGUGGCCUCCCUCUAUAUUGACUGUCGUCUGAUCGAGAUCAAAUCGGUGGAACAGAGAGCUGACAUCAACACUGAGGGUCAGACUGUCAUGAGCAGGAUCGCUGAGGACAACAAGCCAGCUGAAGUUGACCUACAACAGAUGAUCCUGUUCUGUGAUCCUCUCGUGGCAGAGAAGCUGACCUGUUGUGAGAUCCCAGGAGUCAAAUGUGCAACAGAGUCACUCGUUCUGAAGAGCCGGAGGAAUGCUGAAGUGAAGACAACGAAGAAUUUGAGUGUACCUCUACCUCAGAUGAGUGGGAAGGUCCACACUAAGUGCUUCUGUGUUGAUGAGGACACAAAGUCAAAGGUUGGUAAAACUGGACAAGAAGGGGAGAACAAUGAAGAGUGUAAGUCCUGCAUCCAAAGGGAACCUGGACAGAAUGAAGCCAGUGGAAUUGCCAAGCAGAAGCAUGAAGGCUGCAUUGUGUGUCCACAAGGGCAGAAAGGAGAGAAGGGGGAGCCGGGAAGCCUAGAAGGAGCCAUGGGGCCAAGGCCCAUGAAGUCAGAGAAAGGUCAAAAGGGUGAACCAGGAACGAAGGGAUCGGUUGGCCUGCCCGGAAGAGAUGGAAAGCCGGGAGAGUUGUGCGUGUCUGGACCAAAAGGUGCAAAGGGAGAUCCCGGACCAGUUGGACCGGAGGGAUUGGCUGGUGAGCCAGGAUCCCCAGGACCUCCAGGACCCCCGGGGAUAGGAAUACCAGGAAAGCCGGGAAAACCUGGUGGCCCACCCGGAUCGAAAGGAGAAGCAGGAAGUGAUGGGGAUCCUGGUCCGGAAGGCAUCCCAGGAAAACCUGGUAAACCUGGAUUACCAGGGCCAAAGGGAGAAAAAGGCGAUCAAUGUGGGGUUUGUCCGACACAUCUGAAGGGACAUGGAGGUACCAAAUUUACAGGAGGCCACAGUCAAGGAGCAGAACCUGGAGUGCCUGGAAAACUGGGCAUGUCUGGACCUCCGGGAACACCGGGUGAGAAGGGAGAUACAGGAGAUCCUGGUCUGAAGGGAGAGAAGGGCGACUCAUGCAAGAUCUGUCCACAGCUCACUGAUGAGCUCAGAAACAUUGUGGGAAUUCCCGGACCACCUGGCGCUAAAGGUGACACAGGACCCCCAGGAGUUCAAGAACCCGGACCACCUGGCCAGCCCGGAGCACCAGGUCCACGUGGCUUCAAGGGAGAAAAGGGUAACAUCGGGAAACCAGGAGCCACUGGGAAAACCGGGAAACGAGGUAAUCAGGGGAUCCCAGGGAAUGAAGGAGAAAAGGGCAACAAGGGUGAUCAGGGAGAUCGAGGGAUCACAGGAGCUCCAGGACCCAAAGGAGAGAAGGGCGAUGGAUGUGGGCUCUGCCCAACUGCUCAAGUGGCUCACCUUAAAGUAAGCGCCCCAGAUGAUGGAAACGGGAGUCAGUUCGAAAAACAACCUGCACACCUUAUCCAGCCUGGAAUCAAGGGUGAUCCAGGACCAAAGGGUGACAGAGGAGAGCCGGGUGAGAAAGGAAUUCCGGGUAUUCCUGGGAUCCCAGGGACACUGGGCCGUCAUGGGCUGAAAGGGGAAAAGGGGGAUCAGUGUGACGUUUGCCCCACCAUUCCAGAAGACUUCAAAGAUGUAAUCGGACUUCCGGGGAAACCAGGCCCUCCAGGAGACCCUGGACCACCGGGGACAGGAGAGCCUGGAAUACAUGGCGAACCAGGACUGCAGGGAUUAACGGGAUCUCCUGGAAUGAAGGGUGAAAAGGGCCAGGCAGGUACCCCAGGGAGAGGAUUGCCCGGAGUGCCGGGAAAGGAUGGCAUGAUGGGAAAGCCAGGAAAUCCGGGUGCAGCAGGGAUUCCAGGAUUACCAGGAGCUGUUGGCCCAAAAGGUAACAAGGGACAAGCUGGAGAACAUGGGAUCCCAGGUCACCCAGGAGCCCCUGGUGUGGGGCUACCUGGGACGCGGGGAAAACAGGGAGAAACCGGAGAUACUGGGUUACCAGGGAGACGAGGCCUGCCAGGUGUGCCAGGAACUAAAGGUGAAAAGGGAGCAGCUGCUGAACAGUGCAUCUGUAUGAAUGGACAGCCAAUCCCAGGAGGAGAUGGGCGAUAUCCUGGAGAUUCUGUGAGUGUCUACAAAUUAACAAGGAGUUGUAUAGAGCGUACAUGA
Molecule: messenger RNA, 2910 nt
Organism: Rhincodon typus (whale shark)
Lineage: Eukaryota; Metazoa; Chordata; Chondrichthyes; Orectolobiformes; Rhincodontidae
Product: collagen alpha-1(XVI) chain-like
Exons: 36
Coding region: 1-2910 (969 amino acids)
Cellular component (GO): basement membrane
Source: RefSeq, a predicted model, not a curated record